Messenger RNA from Aspergillus wentii DTO 134E9, 471 nucleotides. Its product is annotated as cupin domain-containing protein. The record is from RefSeq and is a predicted model, not a curated record. The transcript has 2 exons. The coding region runs from base 1 to 471 and encodes 156 amino acids. Lineage: Eukaryota; Fungi; Ascomycota; Eurotiomycetes; Eurotiales; Aspergillaceae.
AUGAGCUCCGGCCCGCCUCAGCAUGAGAUGGCCUACUUUGCGGGACUGGUCUCUCCGGAGCGAAACUUCAAAGUCUUCAGGAAAGUGUUGCACACAGGAUUAUACUCGCAGUUGGUUGCAAUGGAGAUUCCGGUCAAUGGUGAAAUCGGAGAUGAGAAACACACCGUGGACCAAGUCCUGGUUUUCACUCACGGCAACGGUCGUGCGAUUGUGGCUGGAAAGGAGCAAGAAGUCAAACAGGGCGAUGUAGUGAUCGUUCCUGCUGGCACGCAGCAUCAGUUCCUCAAUGUUGGACAGAAGCCAUUGGAGGUGGUCACAGUCUACUCACCUGCGGAACAUGACUCUCGAACAGUUCACCAAACCAAGGAGGAGGGCGACGCGCAGGAAGACGCUGGGGAAGACCAGGCACCGGAAUGGAGUCGUCGCAGCAAGGCAGAAAAUGAAAGGCUGGGGCUGGUACAGGUGCUGUGA